UUUUCAGUGACGCAGGAACUUCGAAUAUCAUUGAAAAUUUGUGCGAAUAAUUGAUCAGAGGUGUUUCAGAUUCUUCAACCACCAGUUGUUUUUUUUUCUAUAUAUAUGUACGUGUUUCUAGAACAGAGGAAAUCACAAUGCUAAUUAAAGUCAAGACGCUCACUGGAAAAGAAAUUGAGAUUGACAUCGAGCCCACAGACAAGGUGGAGAGAAUAAAAGAGAGAGUGGAGGAGAAAGAGGGAAUACCACCCCAGCAACAGAGACUCAUUUACAGUGGGAAACAGAUGAACGAUGAGAAAACGGCAGCAGACUACAAGAUCCAGGGCGGCUCAGUGCUGCAUCUGGUUCUUGCACUAAGAGGUGGGCAGGUCCACCUGCAGCCCAACAGCAUCUUCCCAACUAUGUAAUCGCCAGUCCUACCUUGACCACCACAGAUAUCCAGUUAAUAUACUUGCACAUGCCACAAGAAACCGCUGGAACCGUAUGGUGGUUUGACGAGUGGCAGCCAAUAUAUUCUUUGUGGGAAAAUUCAUCGACUUCAUCCUGUAGAAGUCACACCCCCUUAAUUUGUUUAGAGCAUAAAUGUGCUCUUUUUGUUAAGUUUACAAGGAGUGUUAGAAAUCAAGUUAAAACUGUAUGAGUUUGUCAAUAAAAAGUAAUGCAAACAUUUAA
Molecule: messenger RNA, 672 nt
Organism: Xyrauchen texanus (razorback sucker)
Lineage: Eukaryota; Metazoa; Chordata; Actinopteri; Cypriniformes; Catostomidae
Product: NEDD8-like
Exons: 4
Coding region: 138-407 (89 amino acids)
Biological process (GO): regulation of proteolysis; protein neddylation; modification-dependent protein catabolic process
Cellular component (GO): cytoplasm; nucleus
Molecular function (GO): ubiquitin protein ligase binding; protein tag activity
Source: RefSeq, a predicted model, not a curated record